GGACCCUCCCUCCUGCUGCCACCCUGCAAAGGGCAGUGCCUGGGCCUCGGGGGAGGAGCCGCCGGGCAGGUUCGCGGGCACGGAGGGCGGCCGGGCUCCCAGCCCUGCGGCUUUCGCCGGCGGGAGCGAGAACAGGCUGUAGGCGGCUCCUUCCUGUGCAAACUUUUCUGUCCUCUUCCUCCUCCCGCCCGCCCGGCCGGCUUCUCGGCGCCGGGCAUCCAGCCUCCCCGCUCUGCGCGCUGCCUCAGGGUCUCCGAGCGCCCCCACAGCGCAGCCCACGGAGCCUGGCCCACCGCGCGCUCCGGGCCGGCGGCCGCCGGAGCCCAUGGCCGAGGCGGGCAGGAGCUCCGCGGAGUCCCCGGGGGUGCCAGUCGGGCAGGUGGCGGCCGAAGCUCCUGAGCCCGAGGCGUCCGCCCCGCCGCCGGCCCUGCGCAGGCUGCCCGGGGACCCGAGCCCCCGCGGCCGCUCCCAGAGCGACCUGUCGUCGUGCUCCAGCAGGGGCCGCCCACUCCGGGUGCACAUCUCCGGCUCAGUUGAUGGACUGGAUAAAGCUUCUAUAGCAAACUCAGAUGGCCCAACACCAGGUUCCCAAACACCUCCCUUCAAGAGAAAGGGGAAGCUCUCCACCAUUGGUAAAAUCUUUAAGCCUUGGAAAUGGAGGAAAAAGAAGACCAGUGACAAAUUUAGAGAAACCUCAGCAGUAUUAGAAAGGAAGAUAUCCACAAGACAAAGUAGAGAGGAGCUGAUAAGAAGGGGAGUUCUUAAGGAAUUGCCUGAUCAAGAUGGAGAUGUAACAGUUAACUUUGAAAAUUCAAACGGGCACAUGAUCCCCAUCGGAGAGGAAUCCACCCGAGAGGAAAAUGUAGUAAAAUCUGAAGAAGGUAAUGGCUCUGUAGCUGAAAAAGCACCACCUCUGGAGGAAAAGGCAGAAGAUAAGACAGAGAACACUGAAAACCACUCUGAAACACCGGCAGCUCCUGCUCCACCUCCUGCAACUCUUCCUAAGCCUAAACCCAAACCUAAGCCCAAAAAACCACCCGUGCUUCCAAAAGGGGCCGCUGCUGGGUCCAGCCCUAAGGGUGACGAAGUGCCUAUUAAAAAAAAUACCAAGGCUUCUGGUAAGCAGGCCCCCAUCCCUCCACCCAAGCCAACAAGCCGAAACACGACCCGAGAGGCCGCUGGUUCCUCUCAUUCAAAAAAAACAACUGGCUCCAAAGCGUCAGCUUCGCCAUCUACUUCUUCCACCUCAUCUCGUCCCAAAGCUUCAAAGGAGACAGUUUCUAACAAAACAGGGACGGUGGGAAUCACAAAGGGCAAGAAAAAAACUGGCAAGCAGCCAACGUCUCAACCGUCCUCAGACAGAACCACUUCUUUCACAACCAAAGAGGAGCUGGGAAAGGCAGCACCGCAGCUACUGGUCCCUGGGCUGAUGGGAGACUCUUCAGAAUCCUUCAGUGCCCCGGAGGAUGAAGGCCAAAGGGAGUACCGGGCCAAUGACUCGGACUCCGAUGGGCCGAUCUUGUACACAGAUGACGACGACGACGAUGAGGAUGAAGAUGGCAGUGGAGAAAGUGCUUUGGCAAGUAAAAUCCGACGAAGGGAUACUCUUGCUAUCAAACUUGGCAACAGACCAUCUAAGAAAGAAUUAGAGGACAAAAACAUCUUGCAGCGUACAUCUGAAGAAGAGAGGCAGGAAAUCCGACAACAAAUUGGAACCAAGCUAGUGAGGAGACUUAGCCAGAGGCCCACAACUGAAGAAUUAGAACAAAGAAAUAUCCUAAAACAAAAGAAUGAAGAAGAAGAACAAGAAGCAAAAAUGGAACUUAAACGCAGACUCAGCAGAAAGCUCAGCCUGAGACCCACAGUGGCAGAGCUACAAGCCCGAAGGAUCCUGCGGUUUAACGAGUAUGUGGAAGUCACCGAUUCUCCCGACUACGAUCGCCGGGCUGACAAGCCCUGGGCCAGGUUGACGCCUGCAGACAAGGCAGCAAUAAGGAAAGAACUAAAUGAGUUUAAAAGCACAGAAAUGGAAGUUCAUGAAGAGAGUCGACAGUUUACAAGGUAG
This is a messenger RNA of Hipposideros armiger (great roundleaf bat), 2065 nucleotides long. It is a transcript of the gene PHACTR2, whose product is annotated as phosphatase and actin regulator 2. The transcript has 12 exons. The record is from RefSeq and is a predicted model, not a curated record. Gene Ontology annotation, biological process: actin cytoskeleton organization. NCBI's taxonomy places the organism in Eukaryota, Metazoa, Chordata, Mammalia, Chiroptera, Hipposideridae. Gene Ontology annotation, molecular function: actin binding. Bases 326 to 2065 code for a protein of 579 amino acids.